AUGGCACCCUCCGAAUGCAAACCACUGCGAAUUCCCACCAAAGCGAAACGGCACAGCACGAGGCUCGCACAAGCAUGUAAAAACCGCCUUCCCUCUCCCCCGAGUGAAGGUCAACCGGCCACUCAAAAGCGGAAACGUCAGGAAAGACACGACGAAGAUCUCGAGUCAGGCUUGAAAAGGACGCACAAACUCCAACGUGUCCACGACACACCAACCCUUUCGGGAAGCUCGACCGCGAACACCCUGUCCUACGGUUCACCAGUCCACUGGGAGGAUUACUUUGAGCAGUGGCCUCCUAAUAGAGAUAUGGACGAAUCAAUGACCAAAAAGAGAAACCGAACUCCAUCUCACACUCCGUCAAGUAGUUACAGCAAAAGCGUCCGAGAUGGCGAGGCUCCAGCGGCCUGGACACGGCAGCACGAAGAGAAGAUGCAGGAAGCUGGGCUUUUCAUGACAGACUAUCAAAAUCGUGCUUCGAUCACCGAUGACUGUAAGAAGCUGUGUGACGAACUCCAUGAGAAAAAUUACGACGAUCCCACCGGAUCGUUAUUUAAGCCGCAGAGGCUUGCAAAAAUUCUCGAGCGAGUACGCUUUCGCAAUGAGGCUCGUGUGGUCCGGGAUAUCAUGCCUGUCCUUGUUCCGUCCCCUGAGCUCCUCCAUAUCGACGGCGUCGCCUCACUGAAAGACAUAUGCGAAGCGUUGAAUGCCGAGUGGACUCAGUGCAACACGCUAUGCGGCCCGCGACCGAAGCCGGACUUUGUUGCAGGAGUGGCAGGCUCUGCCUUCACCAAUGAAGAAAGGGAGAAACUCCAACUAAGCCACACAAGCUCAAGUCCCAACUCAUUCCCCGAGAACAUGUACUAUCCGUUCUUGAUCUGCGAAGCCAAAGGCAGUGACAAACCUGUGGACGCUGCAGAACGGCAGGCUAUGCACAGUGCUAGUAUUGCUGUGCUUGCUCAGAUCCAGUUGUACAGGAAAUUUUCUGCUGCAGAAGAACUGGAUGGCAAAGUCCUGGUCUUCUCCAUUGCACACGACGCUUCCAUGAUCAAAGUCUUUGGUCACUUCGCGAAAAUUGAAGGUGACAAGCUCACUUUCUUUCGACAUCAGUUGUAUCUCAGUGAUAUCGCCACCGACCUGCGAUCAGAGGCAUCAUCCCGCGCGUACAACAUCACACGUGCCAUCUACGAUGUCUUCUUUCCUCAACACCUGGCUCGGAUCAGAAGCGCUUUGUCGAAGCUCAGGGGCUCCACGGUGGCGUCCUUCACAUCUCAACUGGAUCUGGUUGAUGGCUCUCAGGAAUCCACUGUCAGCAAAUCAUUGCAGGAAGAUGCAAGGUUCAAGAAGCCAUCGCUUUCGUCCACCGCGAUGCUGCAGCAAGAGAAUGAAAGGCUUCGCGACCAACUCUUGGAGAUGGUGCGCAACCAGCAAACCGAAGCUAUAUCUCAGCGGCAAGAGCAAGACAAGCAACGAGUGGUGAUGGAGCAACAGCUAGCUCAGCAAAAGGAGCAGACGGAGCAACAGCUAGUGCAGCAGAUGGAGCAGAUGGAACGACAGCUAGCUCAACAGAAGGAUCAGAUGGAACGACAGCUAGCUCAACAGAAGGAUCAGAUGGAACGACAGCUAGCUCAACAGAAGGAGCAGAUGGCACAGCAGUUGGCACAACAGAAGGAGCAUAUGGGACAGCAGCUGGCUCAUCAAUGCGAGCUGAUUGCUCUACUGAAAGAGUCUAAGAGCAAAUGA
This is a messenger RNA of Recurvomyces mirabilis, 1740 nucleotides long. RefSeq lists its product as uncharacterized. The transcript has 2 exons. Lineage: Eukaryota; Fungi; Ascomycota; Dothideomycetes; Mycosphaerellales; Teratosphaeriaceae. The coding region runs from base 1 to 1740 and encodes 579 amino acids. The record is from RefSeq and is a predicted model, not a curated record.